Messenger RNA from Piliocolobus tephrosceles (Ugandan red Colobus), 747 nucleotides. RefSeq lists its product as uncharacterized. The transcript is spliced from 4 exons. Gene Ontology annotation, molecular function: ATP binding; protein serine/threonine kinase activity. Gene Ontology annotation, cellular component: nucleus; cytoplasm. Gene Ontology annotation, biological process: spliceosomal complex assembly; regulation of mRNA processing; intracellular signal transduction. The annotation marks the transcript as partial. The record is from RefSeq and is a predicted model, not a curated record. Lineage: Eukaryota; Metazoa; Chordata; Mammalia; Primates; Cercopithecidae.
CCCAACCCCAUAUCACCCAAGCUCCACAUUGAGCCAACAGACCCCAGGCCUCUAGUCCUUGCCCCCAAACCAUGCAGCAGUCAUGGCCAGCACGUGAAGGGCUGGAACACGUCUUGGCUGCAGGCCUUGCCCCACUGUGCCCCGGGUUGCCGUGGAUGCUUCUGGGGACCCAAUUUCUCCUGGUCUCUCAGUCACCACCACACUCACAGAGAAGUGGCUAUGGGCUUGCUUGUCCCCAGCAGCGAGCAGUUUCCUGCUGCCUCCCCCAUGUGUGGCUAUGGAGCAGCCCACGGCUGGCACCUUGCAAAUGGUGGAGAGGAAGAGCAGGUGCUGGGAGCCAGAGUGCCAGGCAGGGUCGCAGGAACAGGUUCUGGGCUCGCAAGCUCCCAGGCCUUCCCUCAGCAGGCCCGGUGCCUCUGCUCACAGGCCUCCUGCGGGCCCGAGUCCUCAGGCUCUGAACUAGCCCUGGCCACGCCGGCGCCUCAGAUGCUGCAGGGGCUUCUGGGCUCCGACGAUGAGGAACAGGAAGACCCCAAGGAUUACUGCAAGGGCGGCUACUACCCUGUCAAGAUUGGCGACCUGUUCAAUGGGCGGUACCACGUGGUGCGCAAACUGGGCUGGGGCCACUUCUCCACCGUCUGGCUCUGCUGGGACAUCCAGCGCAAGCGCUUUGUGGCCCUGAAAGUGGUGAAGAGUGCAGGGCAUUACACGGAGACAGCUGUGGAUGAGAUCAAGCUCCUGAAAUGU